Acanthopagrus latus (yellowfin seabream) is the source of this 2604-nucleotide messenger RNA. RefSeq lists its product as uncharacterized. Gene Ontology annotation, molecular function: DNA-binding transcription factor activity, RNA polymerase II-specific; RNA polymerase II cis-regulatory region sequence-specific DNA binding. The coding region runs from base 144 to 1586 and encodes 480 amino acids. Gene Ontology annotation, biological process: regulation of transcription by RNA polymerase II. NCBI's taxonomy places the organism in Eukaryota, Metazoa, Chordata, Actinopteri, Spariformes, Sparidae. The record is from RefSeq and is a predicted model, not a curated record. The transcript has 4 exons.
UGCGCCAGCAAAACCACGCCCCUUCUUUCUACGAGCCAUGUGGCUGUAGUUGGUAAAUAAAGAUAGCUGCUAAUUUCUGAUCCCGAUUUUUUGCACAAACGCUGACCUCUGAACAGUCGGAGCUGCCAAAAAAAAUAAAAAAUAUGUCGGCGGGCGUCGUGAACCUCCAGGCGGAGGUGGAGUCGGUGCUGGGAGCGCUGGUCAAAGCGGCCACGGUGGAGUUAACCAAACUGUUCGAGAGCAGGUACGGAGCAUCGGUGCUGGAUGUGGAUGUGGGCCUCAAUAAUACCAAAAGGGAAAAUGAAACCUUGGAGACACUGGAUAGUUUAUCGGCUGGGGACACGAAACGCAGCAUCGGAGUGCAGGUGGACGGGGACAUGUAUUCGCAGUUGGAGCCUUGCGGUGCCCCCCUCCUCUCAGAUGCUAAUUGUUUGGGGGAGAACAGAGAGGAGGAGGAGGAGGAGAUGGUGGGCCUCAUUCCAUCAGAAAUCCUAGCGGCUGUAGAUAAUGGCCUAGUUGACCCUGCAUGGUCAUCCCUGAAGGAGAAGGAUGUGGGAGAGACUGUGGACAUGGUGGAGUUUGCCAGGUUGGAAAAUGAGUUACCAAAUCACUCCGAACCUCCAACAGAAGUUGUUCUGAAGGUCUCUGCAGAGACAUGGACAGAGACGUUACUGCACGGAUCGACGCAAAGCUCUCCACCAAAACAGAAGCCUCUUGUGAUCCAACCAGAUACACACAAUAUCAUCUCUGGCGAGAAGGUGAAGUUCGUUUGCCCACUGCUCCUCAAGCAGGAGUCUUCAGCUCUCAACCCCGACAGUUCAGAGAAGCCUGUCCAAGCCGAGCCUCAGCCAGCCUGUGUCAGCACCGCCAAGGGCACCGCCUACAGUCCGUCCCCGUCUGAUGGAGCCACUACUCCUGCUCAAGCUGGGGUUUGGGAGCGAAUCCAUACGCCAAAGGAGGAAAAAGACAAUCUCCACAUUAAACUGAAACUGACUUCUCCUGACCAAAAGCUGACGCUUCCCUGCGCAGUACAACUGGUGAAUGUGCUCACAGUGCCUGAGUCAGAGAUUAAAGUUCAGGAUGAUGCUAAGCACAAAAGAGAUCGACCUAUUCCCAAAGACCUUCGCCGCCACCAGGGUCCUCACACAGGCCAUCGGCUCUGCUGCUUCACCCCCUGUGGAGAUGGCGUUUGGCGGCUCGCGAAGGUAGUCACCCACACUCGCAAUGGAUACGCUUGCAACAUCUGUGGGAAGACGUUUAAGCGGAGGAAGAUUCUCCGCCGGCAUGCGCGGUUUCACACCGGAGAAAAACCCUACUCCUGCACGCAGUGCUCGAAGACAUUUGCACUGAGGAAGAGCCUCCGGCGCCACCUGAGGUUCCACACGGGGGAGAGGCCGCACUUGUGCACACAGUGCAACAAAAGCUUCCGUCUGAGAGACAAUCUGAAAGCGCACCUGAGGUUUCACACAGGAGAGAAGCCUUUCAGCUGCAUCACUUGUGGCAAGAUGUUCAGGAUCAUGAGAAACCUGGAAAAACAUCAGUGUGAAUUCUUUGUUCCGUCAUUCAGGAUGAUCGCUGGCAUGUAGCCGUAGAAAAAGUGGCUGUUGGCAGUGGUUGUGCCAUUUUCUACCUCAGACUGAAAACACUGUAUUGUAUUUGUAGAGGGGCCAAUGGAGGUUCUGAGAUAAGUAUAGUUCAAGCUAUAAGAGAAACAGAAACCAGGACCCAGAUUGAUUCUCGAUACUUAGUCAUUCCAGAAAGAUUAUAUUUUAAGAAAACCACGGAGUCGCAUUAUGAUGUGAGAUUUUUUUAUGGCUUUGUAAUGAUUUUGCGUGUUUUUUAGUCCUUGCCAUAUUUUGCGGACCAUUAAAAGGACUGAAACUGUGUGCAAGAAUUAUACACUACUACUUGACACGUUUUUAGCAUUGGACCUUUUGAGAAACACAUGAUCGGUCUGCAUGUAAUCCCUUAACCAAGCACUGUUCACAACACAUACUACAAACAGUACAAGCUGAAGUACUCUGCUGCUCCACAGAGAAGAUUGUCUUGUAACGGGUUGGAACACAGUGGUAUCAUUUAUGCUUUUAUUUACGGAUAGAAGAUAUCUGGUAACUGGGUGGUGGGGCAAAAUACAGAUGUUUACCUGCCAGGCUUUCCCUUUAUAUAAAGCACAUGCAGUGAUUUUGUUUUUUUUGUUUUUCGUUUUUGAUGUAUAUAUUCUUGAUAUAUCAAGUUUUUCUUAUACUAACGUCUCUUGUCAAAAAGUGUUUGAUUAUGAUGGUUGAUUGUUUUCCUGAAUGUAUGUAGACUUCUCUCUUUCAUGACUUACAUGUUUAAGGCAGUCCAUGCUGACUAUGCUUGGAAAUCUAGCAUUAAUGAUAAAGUACUUAGUAAAGAUAUCCAUUCUAUGAAGUGUACAUAUGGUGAAACAAAUGUGAUCCUUGGGCCUCUUUUUUAGAAGUGUUUUGAAAAUAAAAAGUUUUAUAUACCUUAACACGGAUACUACACACUGACAAAUGUCUGUAUUCAUCUUCUUAAAUGUCUGUUGCUUGACAGCAUUUUCAUUCUGUUUUAAUAAAAAAGAAAAAGAUAUUGUGGCACACA